Molecule: messenger RNA, 984 nt
Organism: Botrytis porri
Lineage: Eukaryota; Fungi; Ascomycota; Leotiomycetes; Helotiales; Sclerotiniaceae
Exons: 2
Coding region: 1-984 (327 amino acids)
Source: RefSeq, a predicted model, not a curated record
AUGGAUACCAACCUCAACAGCAACACAAGCAUGUUGCAAACGGCAUCAGCUAAUGUCCAAGCCAGCACAGUUGGAAACAACGAAACAACAAGUAUAACACAAAAUUCAUCAGCCAUUACAACUGCAGCAAUGGAGAAUCAAAAUCAAGGUGCCGCUACAUCUUCGCAACCACCAACUCCCUCCGCAAGUACAACAAUGAGCAACAUCACUCCCACAACUUCCACCACUACAACCAUCCCGCCACCAACUCCCUCCACAAGUACAACGAUGAGCAACAUCACCCCCAUGGUUUCUAUUUUGACAACUAUCCCACCAUCAGGUCGCCUCAGUACCACAUUACCUCUUGAGCUCCGCCUUGCUAUCUACAAACCUCUCCUCUGCAUGACCAUUGCCGGCCGCCUUCCACCCAUUCUGUACGCGUUACACGGUACUUCCGAUUAUUCCAUCGUCCAGGCACAAUACAGAAUCAUCAAUUUUAUCCUCUCAGAUGCCACAUUGCGCGUUUUCUCAACCAUUACCAGGCGUGGAAACAGAUUGGGCAAGCUUCAUUAUCUCCAUGUCCGCUCUGACAAUUUCACACUCUACGGACCCAACGGAGUCAACAACGAUUCCCGCAACCUCGUCGUCCGCCACUACUGUAAACUCCAAAACUCUUUCCGUAAGGUAACUUUUACUGCCGUCCAGCAAGCUCGCACACCGCACACCACCGAGUCCGAAUUGGAUGAAGCCAAUUUUAACGCUAGUUAUAUUUUACAUCAACUUUGCGAAAUCGUGGUAGCAAGCGUUCAGACAGCGGAUUUACGUUUGAAGUUUCUAGGUUAUAACAUGGGAAAUUCGAUCGACCAGCGUAGAAUGAAUGGGUUUGUUAGGUUAGCAAGUAGUACACUGGCGGUUUCAGGCCGAAUUUGGACUCCGAGAAGAGAACUGGUCGGCGAUGAUGGUGUGGUUCAUGAUGGAAUCGUUUGGAUUUGGAAGCUUGUCUAG